AGAAGAUCUUAAUCUCCCACUACUACUUACUUUCUCUCGUCUCUCCCCUGUUUCAGACGUGGUGAGAGCGUGAGAGAAUCCUUCUUCACUUUCAUCACUUCAUCUCAUCUCAUUUCAUUUGAGGAGGAGAGAGAAAGUUAAACCCUUUAAACAUGGCGCCGCCGGCAAUCGCAGGCGGUGGUGCAGCAGCGCAACAACCACAACAAAGGCAGGGUUUUGGACAAUCGAUAUCUGGAGUUAUAAGAAUGGCGGUUUUUUGGUAUUUUGCAUCAAAGUUCUUCUUUUCCCCUAAAAAAACCGCUGACCCAGCUCUUCUUAUGUCUAAUCUCUUCCAAAAGGGCGAGCCUCUGGAUAUGUGGUUGUAUCUUUCUGAGCAUGAAAAAUUUAAAGAUUUUGGGAAUGAAAAGGCACUCAUCUGGCAUGAGACUAACAUCCCUUAUGCAGUUUGGAAACCAGAGAGUACUAGGACCAUAUCCUUAAAGCAUCAGCCUUCUGAGGCUUUAAAGCAUAACGGAACUCUUUACACCCAUGUAUUUUUUGCUCGAUCUGGAUUUUCACCAGAUCCAAAUGAUCCCGAGUACCAACCGUUGGCUGCCUUUGGUCGAAGCAAGCCUAUUGUGACAUUUUUGCCCAAGUCUAAAACUGACAAAAGAAAAUCCUUACUUGGAGACAGCAAAAGCUCUUCCGAAGACAAAACAAUGUCAAAGGUGGAAGAAGAGUCACAGGCAGAAUCUAAAGAUGAAGGUCCCCCUGUAUGGAUUUCUUAUUGGAAGCCCAAUGUGACAAUCAAUUUGGUAGAUGAUUACACCAGGUAUUCAGCUAAUGCGGUUCCUCCAAACAUUGUUCCUCAUCUAAAUGUUGAGCCAAAAACAGGGAAUUAUUUUCCUACCAUAUUCUUCAAUGAGUUUUGGCUACUUAGAGAUAAGUUGAUAGCACUAAAUGAGACAGUGACUGAACUGCCAUUGCACUUGGAGGUGGGCCCUAUGAGCAUGACCAAGUGGCAACUAUUCCUGCAGAUUGACGAGUCAUUCCAGAUUCAUCGUUCUUAUGGAAGUAUGCUUGAAGGCGAGGCUGAUGAGCUUAAGAGGGUAUUUUUAGAAGGGAACCCUUACCUUCUUGGUAUCACAAUGAUGGUCUCACUUCUUCAUUCCGUGUUUGACUUUUUGGCCUUCAAGAAUGAUAUUCAAUUCUGGAACAAGAACAAGUCAAUGGAGGGGUUAUCAGCCAAGUCAGUUGUUGUCAGCUUUAUCUCUCAGCUGAUUGUUUUCCUCUAUCUCCUGGAUAAUGAUACCUCAUGGAUGAUUAUUAUGAGCUCUGGAGUUGGUUGUUGCAUCGAGUUUUGGAAGAUAGGGAAAGCAAUGCACAUAGAGGUUGAUAGAUCUGGUAGGAUUCCAUUACUAAGGUUUAAAGACCGGGAUUCUUAUAAAAUGAACAAGACAAAGGAGUACGAUGACAUCGCGAUGAAAUAUUUGUCAUAUCUUCUGUUCUUCCUUGUUGUGUGCUCAUCUAUUUACUCUCUGAAGUAUGAACGCCACAAAAGUUGGUACUCAUGGAUUCUUUCUUCGAUGACACAAUGUGUCUAUAUGUUCGGCUUCAUAAUGAUGUGUCCCCAACUGUUCAUAAACUACAAGCUGAAGUCUGUGGCUCACUUACCCUGGCGCCAAAUGACUUACAAGUUCUUGAACACCAUCAUUGACGAUCUCUUUGCCUUCGUAAUCAAGAUGCCCAUACUUCAUCGGCUUUCCGUUUUUCGUGAUGAUGUCAUAUUUUUGAUAUACCUUUACCAAAGAUGGGUAUACCCGGUUGACAAAAAACGAGUGAACGAAUUCGGUUUUGGCGGCGAGGAUGAGGUUCAGUCCUCCGAGGCCAUUGAAGCAACAAAAGAGGGUCAGUCCUCCGAGGCCAUCGAAGCAACAAAGGAGGAGAAGAAAACCAAGUGAUCAAACUGUUUUCAGUUUUGGAAAUAUGUGAAGCAACAAAGGAGGAGAAGAAAACCAAGUGAUCACUUUUUUAAUCAGUUUUGAGAAUCUUUAUACCAACAUCUUCUUUUUCUUUCCUUUAUUUUCCAACUGUAAAGUGCCAGUUAGUAUGAAUUUGUGUCACUUCAGUUUUUUGUUUUGUUUGCUCCAUAUAAUGCUAAUCUUUAUUUCAUUAUUUGCUGUAGCUAGAAAUAGGUUGCUUAGUUAGUAAGGAGAUGACCUAUUAGUUACUUUUGAAGUUUAAUCAUUAUUGCUUUUAACACUAGUGAAGAAUUUUGAAUGCAUAAAGCAGGGCAUAGAGCUUUCGUUUAUCCGACAAUGAAAAUCCUCUAUCUGCAUGAUUUUAUCUCGA
Molecule: messenger RNA, 2331 nt
Organism: Beta vulgaris subsp. vulgaris (sugar beet)
Lineage: Eukaryota; Viridiplantae; Streptophyta; Magnoliopsida; Caryophyllales; Amaranthaceae
Exons: 12
Coding region: 153-1940 (595 amino acids)
Cellular component (GO): endomembrane system; membrane
Source: RefSeq, a predicted model, not a curated record